Molecule: messenger RNA, 1758 nt
Organism: Cydia strobilella
Lineage: Eukaryota; Metazoa; Arthropoda; Insecta; Lepidoptera; Tortricidae
Gene: Gk1
Product: glycerol kinase
Exons: 8
Coding region: 193-1737 (514 amino acids)
Biological process (GO): phosphorylation; glycerol metabolic process; triglyceride metabolic process
Cellular component (GO): mitochondrion
Molecular function (GO): glycerol kinase activity
Source: RefSeq, a predicted model, not a curated record
GAAAUACAUAAAAUACAUUACAAUAUAAGAGUUUUUACAAUCACUGUCACUGUCGUUAAUUUUGUUAUCUGUUAAAUCUUGUUAGAAAUUAUCAAUUUAUUAUUUUGAUAAUCCUCGCGCGUAUUAGAUAAGGGUCAUUUGGUAUUACUGAUCCAUUUAGAAACACAUGAUUGAUAGAAAACCGUGCUGAAAAUGAGUGAAUACGGAAAAUUCGGACCACUCGUCGGCGCCAUUGACGAGGGCACCUCUAGCGCAAGAUUUAUCAUUUUCAAAGCUAACUCUUUGGAAGUCGUCGCGUUGCAUCAAAAGUCUUUAGAUCAGCAUUUUCCUCAGGAAGGGUGGGUUGAACAAGAUCCUAUGGCCAUUCUUGAAGUUGUGACAACAUGCGUAGAAAAAGCAGUCGAGAAACUAGAAGCAAUGGGCGGAAGGGCUAAGGAUAUAAUAGCAGUGGGAGUGACAAAUCAGCGAGAGACUACGAUAGUAUGGGAUCGUAAUACAGGAAAACCACUGUACAAUGCUAUAGUGUGGCUUGACAUGAGAACAACGGCCACUAUAGACAAACUCCUGGAUACUGUGCCUAACAAGACUAGGAAUCAGAACUAUCUUAAGCCGCUGUGUGGUUUACCACUGUCCCCAUACUUCAGUGCUGUGAAGCUAAGGUGGCUCAUUGAUAAUGUGGACUCAGUUAAGCAGGCUAUGAAGAAUGGCACAUGCUGCUUUGGUACUGUGGACACUUGGAUUAUUUGGAAUUUAACUGGCGGACCCAAUGGAGGAAAGCAUGUAACUGACGUGUCAAAUGCCUCGAGAACAAUGCUCAUGAACAUCGAAAACUUGAAAUGGGAUCCGUUACUGUUGAAGUUUUUCGAAAUCACAAGUCCUGUCCUGCCAGAAAUUAAAUCCAGUUCAGAGGUAUAUGGUUACAUAUCUGACGGGUCACUCAAGGAUAUUCCAAUAUCGGGCUGCCUAGGCGAUCAGCAAGCCGCCUUAGUAGGUCAAAUGUGCCUACAGAGGGGUCAGGCUAAAGCUACAUAUGGCACAGGCUGUUUUGUGCUUUACAACACUGGAGAUAUUCGAGUCAAUUCCAGUAGAGGUUUGCUGACUACUGUUGCUUUUCAGUUGGGUAGCAAAAACCCGCCCGUUUAUGCACUAGAAGGUUCGGUUGCUAUAGCCGGCGCUGCGUUGGGAUGGUUGAAAGAUAAUAUAGGAUUGUUGGAAAGUGCCAAGGACUCGCAAGAACUUGCGGAGAACGCAACUGAAAACGGUAGUGUUGUAUUUGUGCCUGCCUUUAGCGGGUUGUAUGCGCCCUAUUGGAGGCAGGAUGCUAGAGGGGUGAUAUGUGGCAUUACUGAGGACACAAAUUCAUCACACAUAAUCAAAGCAGCUCUAGAAGCAGUCUGUUACCAAGUCAGAGACAUUUUGGACGCCAUGAACGAGGACUGUGGUAUACCUCUACAGUUAAUGAAGGUCGACGGCGGUAUGACGUCAAAUUCACUGCUCAUGCAAAUGCAGGCUGAUUUAAUUGGCAUCGACGUUAUCAGAGCAGGCUUCACUGAGAGCACCGCCUUGGGCGCAGCGCAAGUCGCCUAUUGGGGUGUCAACGCUUCUAAACCUGUCACUUGUAUACCUAUGACCGAUGGUACCAUUUAUGUUCCACGUAUCACAGAUGACGAACGCGAUAUGAGGUAUAAACAAUGGAAAAUGGCAGUUGAGAGGUCUUUAGGAUGGGACCAAAAUUAGUAUUUAAUUGGAAAUGAAAUU